GGCGGGGUUUAGCAGCUCGGUGGGAGUGGAGAUGAUGGAUCUCGAGUCACUGCGCUGUGAACGGUGUGCGGGACUGACUGUGGAAGCACCGGAUCCACGGUCGAGCGCCGAACAACUCUAAACAAGAUCCAAGGCUAAAAGACGCGUCAUUAACUCGCGGAGGAAGCGAGUAAAGCGCCGAGCUGCUGGAGUUUCCCCAUCUGUUUAUAUCAUUGAGACGAAACUGUGUGCUCUUUUUGGCACACGAGCCAGCAGCGGACAGUAGCUGAGAUCCCGUCUAUCAGCAUGCACUGAAACGCCAGAUCAGACUAAAUAAGAAGCCGCAAAACUCGGGAGUUUACUUUUCGUGUAUUUUUUGAAAGAGAAUCCAAAUGGAAUUGGACAGAUAUUUUUGGCAGUCCUGCGACUGACAGUUAAGCUUUGUUCCUGGACACUUUGAACAUGGAUUUAGGUCGGUAAAUUUCGGACAAAAACUGUUGCAUAUCCAAAGCUCAUCUCUAUGAUUUGGGAUCAAACGCGAAAGGAGUCUAGUUUUAAAUCUGACACAUGAUCAGGACCGGAUUUGUUCACACACCCGAACCCCAACACGGGAUUGAUGGUUCUUAUACCUGUGUUCAUGUCACUCACCCCCUAUCUGGCGCGAUUUGACCAUUUGUAAGGCUACUAGCUCACUAAUAGAUGAGUACAAUAAAACAGUCACGCGCUGCAGUCUACCUAAGUGCAAGGUAGCAGCGAUUUUGGUAAUAGAGAAACGUUGGCCCAGAAUCCGCCUGUGCAACGUUGUGCGACACCUUUUCCCCUCCAGGCAACGCUAGAAAAAUUGGAUUUGGAAGUUGAGCCAUGGAGCCCCUCCGCUUGGACGCCUAACCUACUCUUUUGCAUGUGGUUCGGUAACCCGGAGUACAGUCGAUCGAAAGAAGGAUCUUAUCUUCUUGCUAGCUUGUGUCUCUCUCCGAGAACCCUGUAAGAUGGCUAGAAGUGACGGCUCGUGGAAAUAUUACCUCUGGAUUCUGACAGCCAUGUGCAGAUAUGCGUUACCCGCAGCCAAAUCACUGGAGUCUGUCGUGUGGAAUUCACAAAAUCCCAAGUUUGUGUCUGGGAAGGGCUUGGUGAUCUACCCUGAGAUCGGUGACAAACUAGACAUUAUCUGCCCCAAAGGGGAAAUUGGGAGACCGUACGAGUUUUAUAAACUCUACCUGGUGAGGAAAGAGCAGGCAGAGUCCUGCAGCACCAUACUGGACCCCAAUGUUCUGGUGACCUGCAACAAACCAGAGAAAGACAUCAAAUUCACCAUCAAGUUCCAGGAAUUCAGUCCAAACUACAUGGGACUGGAAUUCAAACGCUUCACAAACUAUUACAUCACCUCAACUUCUAAUGGAACACAGGAAGGGUUGGAAAACAGAGAAGGUGGAGUUUGUAGCACAAGAUCCAUGAAGAUCAUCAUGAAAGUGGGCCAAGAUCCAAAUGCACCAGAUCCAGAUUUAACGGACCUCCCAGACAGGAACCAGGACAAUGAGAUCAAUAACCCCACAACCAGCCCUUCCCGCAAGAUAGACCGAGGCCGAGACGGAGACGGAGAUGGGAACGGACCCGUAAUGCCCGGCAGAGGCACGAGAAACCAGGAUAACAGUCCUGGUUCAGUAGAAGGGAUUUUUGGCUCUAAACCGGCUCUUUUUGCUGCCAUCGGAGCCGGCUGUGUCAUCUUCCUCCUCAUCAUCAUCAUCCUCAUCGUCUUGCUCCUCAAGCUUCGCAAGAGAACCCGCAAGCACUCGCAGCCCAGGGGCGGGACUGCCCUGUCACUCAGCACUCUGGCCACGCCCAAAGGAGCCGCCCAGGCUGGCUCAGAACCGAGUGACAUCAUCAUCCCCCUGCGGACAACAGAGAAUAACUACUGUCCACACUAUGAAAAAGUGAGUGGAGACUAUGGGCACCCCGUCUACAUAGUGCAGGAAAUGCCACCCCAGAGCCCCGCCAAUAUCUACUACAAAGUCUGAGAGAAAGAGAGCAAAGCAACCGCAAUAAGAACUUGUUUUGUAAGGUAUUCUGACUCUUUUUUUCAUUACCUAACCCCGUCUGCUCCGUGUGCGAGAGGAUGGAGAGGGAGAAGUGGAAAGGAGGAAUGAAAAAGACUACAUGGAUGAUAUUCCUCUCAGAUUUCCUUCCCUCCGUCCCUUUUCCGAACACUACACUGUGUGUAUGUGUGUGUGUGCCGGCCGCUCUCGAUGUGCGUGAAAUGGUAGAAAACCACCCCAAGUUGCGUGGCACUCAGGCACAGACUUCACUGCUGAAGAACAGCCGACAACCAAUCACAGAGGGACACUAGAGUGACAUCACAAAGCAGGAAGCUCUCAUUCGUGUGUGUUUUUGUACCUUUACAACUCUUCGCUUAGUUUUUGUCUCUUUUUCAUCUCUCACUCCGUGACAGUGUUUUGUUUUUAUCAGUAUCAACCCGAUUCUUGCAGCUUUCACAGUGUCUCGCUCAAAGAAAUGUCUUAAGCACUGUUACGAAUGCCGAUCUCUUUUUCACACACUCUGUAUGUCCUCUCAUCUCAUUUCCUAGCAUCUCUCCAGACACUCAUUCAUUUUACAUGCUGUAGAGGCAACUGAACAAAAACACACACUCACACUCAUACACACACUUUGGUGUUCACGGGUCAGUAACAAACAGCCUCUUGGUGGAAAAGUAAGUGAGUGAAAUAGGGAAUUUAAUAUGUAAACACCAGUGUCAGACCUUCCAGAGCUCCCAGUCUGCUCUUUGUUCAUUUACGAAACAUUUCAGUUGAAAUCCUCUCUCCUCUCAGCCGAACACAAGUAGAUAUUUGCUAUCUGUUGUCAGUGAUGCGUGAAGUGCUAAUAUUUGUAUUUUGCCAUUAUUAUUAUUUUUUUCUUAUUCUGUCUCCCAAAGGUUAGGUCAAAAAAAAAAAAUCUUUAGGGAUUUGCCUCUACACCAUGAGCCUAUGACCUCUUUUCAGUCACAAAACAUGCUAAUGCAUAUCUUUGCAUAAUUUAGUUCACUAACAUGUCUUUUUUUUGUGUAUAAUUCAUGUCUCGCUGUUUGGAUGUAGACAUGGACUCUAACCAGUAUGACCGUGUGUAUGUAGAGUCCAAUGCAGAAGCCAAAAAUCCAUUGACAUACAGAACAUGUGAAAUUAUGCCUUCACCUCUCCUUCCUCUCAGAUAUGCACAUAAAUUAUCCCUGUUUGCAUACAAACACAUACAGAAAAAAAAAACCUUAAUCAUCUAUGAAUCCUGGAAAAUCUAGUGCUAGAUCUAUUUUUAUAUGGACUGCACGUGAAAUGAUAAACAGUAAACAGUGGCGGCAGGUGUGUUUACGCCUAUGCUAAUUUAAAAUUAGCAGCAUUUGCAUCUAGCCUCCAGCGCAGCCAAUCAGAGGAAGCCCAAUAUUUCUCUGUAGCUUUCUCAUAAAAUAGAUUUUUGAAAUUAUAUUUCGUUUAAGAUUUAUUGCUGUUGUUUUUUGUUGUCGUUUCCUCUUAAUUUAGUUUCUAAGGCCCGAGAUUAUGUAAAUAAUGUAUGUUGGGAAAAAAUGUUGAAUAUAAAGUUCCAUUUUAUUAUAGACCCUGUUAAUUAAAAUAUAAUUAGGAUUUUUGAAAAUGCAAAAGCUUUUGUAAAUAGUUCUUUUUUGGAAAAAAAAAAAAAAAAAAGACAUUUUGUAAGUAAAAUGUUUCCUGUCUCAUGGUUUUCUCUUUUAUUUUAAAUUGUUUUUUUUUUUCGUUUCGGUUGGUUUUUGAUUAAGGAGACUUAGAGGUCCCUGUAGAACGGGUUUUUAAAGGUCAGCCUAAAGCUGCAAAAAGACAUGUAAGUCCCUUCACAUACACACACACACUUUAUCCUCCCUUUUACACAAGGGGAUGAUGGUAUUUUUGUUUUGUUUUGUUUCAAUUUUACAAAUGCUGUGAUGGAAUCAGGUCAAAUAUUCCAUGACAUGGUUCAAAUAGGAGGAAAAGAGGAGAGAGAGUUAUUACUCAAGAAAUGCUUAAACACACACACUUACUGACUGACCCACCAACCAACCAGUCAUUCUUAUAGCACACAAUAUACAUACAGUAUAUAUAAACACCAUUAGAUACAGGGAAAGCACCAGCAAACUACAUUAACAAAACUAAACCAGCAACAGCUUGUGCAACUAAACUGAAUAUUUAUGUAUGUUUGUCUGUGGUUUAUGGCAGAUCAGGUCUUUACAAUUGACAUUAGAAGAGCACUUUUUGAAAUUCAUGGCUUUAUUUUUACCAUUGAAAUGCAGGGGUGCACUGACCGCACCAGUCAGCUUGUGAAAUACUAGUCAAAGUAUCACACUGCAAAAAAAAAAAAAAAAAUUAAAAUUAAAAUAAAAUACAAAAAUACCCAAACUACCCAAAUCUCCCCAAAUGUCUACAAAAAAAAAAAAAAAAGAGAGAUAUGAAUUUUCUUUGUUUCAGAGAAAUACAACAGAUUUGAGUGAGAUUUAUUCUUAAAACAAGAAUAAAAAAUAAAAAAACAGUCAUAAAUAUUUAAAUAUUUUUAAUGGAAAAAAAGACCAACUAUAGAUUUUUCUUUUUUUUUUUGCAGUGAAUUAAAAGGUUAUCCCAAUUUUGGCAUCUCCGUACAUAAUUUAACAGCAAAAGCUGUGAAUAGUUUGUGUAGUUUUAUGGAUCAGCACUGCUGUAGUGUGAUCUUAUUUAGUGACUGACUGUCUUUAGCUGCAGGCUUUUUGCAGCUUAGCUUACACAUUUGGUUCGCGGCACUCUUAGCAGCUGUAAGGCAUACACUUCCUUUGACGUUUGUCUGUACCACCCACAACAAUAGAGUGAGGAAAAAGUCGGCCAUCUUGUUUAUCAGAAUAGGCUUUGAUUCCUCUCUAAUGCUGCAGUCAGACACCUGUGAUGUUGUGUGGAGCUUUCAGACAUCUGCUAAUAACAUUUCUCCCAGUGAAGUUGACUUAUUUGAGGAGAACUUAUUCAAAACUCAAGUAUUCACGCAAACAUACGCACACACUCUCAUACACACCCAACCCCCUAUCCUCCCCGGCAAAGAGACAGAUUGGUGGUGACUUUUAACCCUGUAAGGAUUAUCACAAUAUUAUGAGAGAGACAAAUCUAAUGAGAAAACCUUUUCCCUGGCCUAGAUCCAUCCCCAUUACACACAGUUCAUCCACUCUUUCACAAAAUUUACUUGUUCAUAGAGCGGGUCAAUGCAGUGCUGAGGCCUUAGGCCAACCACGACUCCCACAAAAAAUGUUCACAAAAAGCUUGUGCUGCACAAUGUUUCCUCCUGCUGUUGCUGAUUUUUUUUAUUAUUAUUAUUAUUAUUAUUAUUCAGUGAACUACAUUAUUAUUGUUAUCAUUUUCUUUUACUAAGAUUUUGUUGCAGAUUUCAGUAUUAUUGAUUUAAGUUUUGAUGUAUGUGUUGGCAGUGCUGACGCCCCUGUGGCAACAGCGUUUUUUUUUUUUUUUUUUUUUUUUUUUUUUUGGUAGAAUUCACACAGUGUCCUCAGAGUUCCCCGAUAUAUGACACUAAAGCCAAGUCUCAGCCCUCAGAAAGCGUUUUAAAAGGAUAAAUAAAGUUUUUUCCUAUGGAAGCUGCGUGUCUCUUGUGUUUCUGACUGCUUGUCUGUGUGAGAGACACAAUGAGAGAGAAUGAAUGAAUUUCAAGUGUUUGCAUGAGUGUUUGCAGCAGUCACUUUCUGUCCAGUGUACUCAUGCUAUAUGUCAGUUUUUCUAUCUCAAAUACACACAAACUGUGCUGCUAUUUCAAACAUAACAAGCUGUCUCAGCGAGUGACGUUCUCUGUGUCACAAAUAUUUCAUAAUGCCUCUGGGUAUCUGUCCCCGGCCACUCAAGACUCGCACACAAACACUUGUUUGACUUCAGCGCAUUAAAGUUUCAGUGAGUCUAUAGUCAGUCAGUGGCUGCAGUGCGAAAGCAUUCUGUCUCAUGUCUAAUGGUAUAUGUGGAAGAUUCUUCUGUUGUCUGCUAUCUUGAUCCAGGUUAGCAUUAUGCUAUAUAAAAACUUUUGAACCAUAUUUCUGAUUUAUCUUGCAAAUUUAGUUUUGUUUGACCAAAAAUUGUGACUUUUUAAAGGGAUUUUAAGGUUAUGAGAUUGUCAGAAGACUUUUGCCAAUGGUGAGAUUUAUUCAAAGAGCAGAAAUACCAGCCUAGGCUCAUUGGAAAUACAUGCUUGUGAUGACAUUUCUGCAAACUGAAAUUACAUUGCUUCUUGCAUGUUUCAAGUGAAAUGUCCAAUUAGCAGCGCUAAAAGCACAUUCGGUUUAAUCCGGAACAGACGAACAUGAAUCCGGCCAUGUUUUAUUAUGUUGGUUGUUGUACGCAUCACGGCAAUUUGAAAAUAAUGUCCCAGUGAGUGGCACUAAAAAGUUAGUCGCCAUGAAAUCGAAACUAUUUUUAUGGAAUAUUGCAGUACUUAUAUGAUUUAUCUGUGCACAUCAUUAAUUUUUCUAAAUCAUGUGCCCUUGUAAUCUUUAACCAAACUAACUUUAAACAACAACAUCCCUUCUCUGAUGACGUGUUUACUGACGCAAGGGCGGAACAACCUGUCACUCGCAUCUAAGUUGCUUCUACAAGUUUUUGAGCUCUUUUGUCAGGACUCGUACCCAAGCGCUCUGCAUUGGAAGUGCAACACUGUACCUGGUAAUCUACCAAGGAAGCUUAUACAUAAGCCAUAUAUAUGGAACUGGUUAUGUAAUGCAAAUGUUAAAAUAUAUCAGUUUACAAAUCA
Messenger RNA from Megalobrama amblycephala (Wuchang bream), 6732 nucleotides. RefSeq names its product ephrin-B1 (gene efnb1). Gene Ontology annotation, cellular component: plasma membrane. Gene Ontology annotation, biological process: axon guidance; ephrin receptor signaling pathway. Gene Ontology annotation, molecular function: ephrin receptor binding. The transcript is spliced from 5 exons. NCBI's taxonomy places the organism in Eukaryota, Metazoa, Chordata, Actinopteri, Cypriniformes, Xenocyprididae. The record is from RefSeq and is a predicted model, not a curated record. The coding region runs from base 969 to 1994 and encodes 341 amino acids.